Messenger RNA from Daucus carota subsp. sativus, 869 nucleotides. Its product is annotated as thioredoxin M3, chloroplastic. Bases 139 to 669 code for a protein of 176 amino acids. Gene Ontology annotation, cellular component: cytoplasm. NCBI's taxonomy places the organism in Eukaryota, Viridiplantae, Streptophyta, Magnoliopsida, Apiales, Apiaceae. Gene Ontology annotation, molecular function: protein-disulfide reductase activity. The record is from RefSeq and is a predicted model, not a curated record. The transcript has 2 exons.
CUACAUUUUCUUUCUAUUCAUUAUUUUAUCUCUAAUCCAAUCCCAAACUCUUAAACAUAUCACACUACUCCAUUAGAUCUACCUUUUAAUUCAUACACUCUUCUUCUCUUUGCAUUCUCUUUUCUUCAUCUCUCAAACAUGUCUUCUUCUCCUCCUCCUUGUGCAUUUCUUCAUUCAAACUCAUCUUUUUCCAAACUCUAUUCUCCUUCAACACAACCCAUUUCUUGUAUUUCACGCCAGCUCAUCAAUUACAGCUCAGAUGGACUCGUUUACUCUCGGCCCAAAACACCCAUUUGGGCUCCUGCUCCCUCGGCUUCUCGUUUUAAGCUCUUCGCCGUCGGUGGCCCAAAAGCUACAGUAGUUACUGGCAACUCAUGGGAGAAAUCAGUUUUAAACAGUAAAGUACCUGUACUUGUGGAAUUCUACGCUAGCUGGUGUGGUCCAUGUGCAAUGGUUCAUCGGGUGAUUGAUGAGAUCGCGACAGAGUAUGCUGGAAGAAUUGAUUGCUUCGUACUCCAUGCAGACAAUGAGUUGCAAAUUGCUAACGAGUAUGAUAUCAAGGCUGUGCCAGUGGUCAUGCUUUUCAAAAAUGGAGAGAAAUGCGAAACUGUGGUUGGUACCAUGCCAAAGGAAUUUUACGUAGCUGCUGUAGAGAGAGUGUUGUCCUAGUCCCAAAUUAUAGAACUACCGAUCAACUCUUCGGUACAUACUAUCAGAAUAGUAUUGCACAGCUUUUCAGAACUUAAAAUUUUCCAGUUUCCAGUUUCAGUCCGUUUGUUACUUUGAUAUAUGUCGUGCUCAUGUAUAAAACUGAAAGCUCUGCAUAACCAAGUUUAAUACAAUUUUUGAACUGAUAGUAUAGUAUUUAA